Molecule: messenger RNA, 1075 nt
Organism: Pecten maximus
Lineage: Eukaryota; Metazoa; Mollusca; Bivalvia; Pectinida; Pectinidae
Product: deoxyribonuclease-1-like
Exons: 9
Coding region: 107-946 (279 amino acids)
Biological process (GO): DNA catabolic process
Cellular component (GO): nucleus
Molecular function (GO): DNA nuclease activity
Source: RefSeq, a predicted model, not a curated record
UAUCUUUGACUUAGGUCACAGGGUCAACCUUAUUCACGGACAACAGAGAUAAGCGUCUUUCGGAUUUCAAGCGUUCAGACGCCCCGCAAUUCCGUUACCGGUGAAUAUGAAGCAGACGACAAUGUGUUUCCGGUUUGUCCUUUUGGUCUCCAUGGCUACCGUAGUCACAUGUAACCUAAAGAUCGCCUCCUUCAACAUAAAGUGGUUAAGUGUCAACAAAGUCUCCAACAACAAUACAAUAGCUAUCAUCAAAAAGGUUUUGCAGAGGUACGACAUUAUUUCCGUGAUCGAAGUAAGGGGAGACCAUGCCAUACACGACCUUGUGCAGGCGCUCAACAUGGACAAUCGUGACGACCCGUUCGGUGUGGUUGUGAGUAAGAAGCUAGGACGUAACGUUCACUACACAGAAUCGUACGCCAUCCUCUUCCGAAUGAAUCACGUGUUCGUACAGGAAGUACACCAGUUUCCGGAUCAUUAUGACGUAUUUGCCCGGGAACCAUAUGCCGUCCUGUUUCAUUCCCUUGAUUCAAGUCCGGCCAACUUUCUGUAUAUAGUACUUCACACACAACCAACUGACACUCCCGCCGAGCUGGAACACAUGGUGUCUGCUUAUGAAAACAUCACCAACGUACUGGGGAUCCAGGAUGCCAUCAUAGCCGGGGACUUGAACGCCGACUGUCGUUACCUGUCUCACACGCGCCACGACCACAACCUUCUAUACACUGACAAUCGUUUCACCUGGCUGAUUGAUAGUGACGUAGACACCACUGUGGCUACCACCUCCGACUGCGCCUACGACCGAUUCAUCGUUACGGGAAAUGUGAAGAAUAGUGUUGUACCGAACAGUCCACGCGUGUAUAACUUCCAACAGGACAUGCACCUCACGUAUAACGAAACUAUAGCCGUGAGUGAUCAUUUCCCUAUAGAGAUGGAACUCAGCAGCUAAAGCGAACAGGACAGACCAUCCGACAGCCUGAUUAAGAUGUAAAAUCCGGGAUGUCUUAAUACAAGAUUAUGUCGUUUCCCCUGUUUUGUAGAAAAGCAAGAGAAAAUAAAAAUGUGUUUUUAAAAUGGU